This is a messenger RNA of Cynocephalus volans (Philippine flying lemur), 1270 nucleotides long. RefSeq names its product receptor accessory protein 4 (gene REEP4). Gene Ontology annotation, molecular function: microtubule binding. Lineage: Eukaryota; Metazoa; Chordata; Mammalia; Dermoptera; Cynocephalidae. Gene Ontology annotation, cellular component: endoplasmic reticulum membrane; cytoplasmic microtubule. Bases 412 to 1185 code for a protein of 257 amino acids. The transcript has 8 exons. The record is from RefSeq and is a predicted model, not a curated record.
GAUGCCGGUGGCCCGCGCGCUGGGACCCGCGGCGAUCCGCACGAGCGAAGGCCACGACCGGCCACCCGUGACCAGCAGCGGCGCCGCUGCGAGGGCCGAACGCCUGGUUCUCCGUGGCAGGAAGCGCGGGUCGGAGCCGUAAUUGCCCGAGCGGCGGCGGGGCGGAGGAGCACGUCCGCCGGCACCUGCUCCCAAGCCGGCUUCCUCCCUGCCCGGUCCGUCGGUCUCCCCAUUCUCCUGGCUCCCCGCACUGCGGCCUCGGAGUCAGCGGGCGGCGGGCUCCGCCUCCGCCUGGGGACAGCCGGACCUCUGGUACCCGCACCUCUGGGGAUCCCCUCCAUCCCAGCCCCCGCGUGAACGCCCCUCUGGGCGUCGUCUUGGGGUUCUCCCCUCGUCCCUAAGGCUGGCAGGAUGGUGUCCUGGAUGAUCUGUCGCCUGGUGGUGCUGGUGUUUGGGAUGCUGUACCCAGCUUAUGCUUCCUACAAGGCUGUGAAGACCAAGAACAUUCGUGAAUAUGUCCGGUGGAUGAUGUACUGGAUCGUCUUUGCACUCUUCAUGGCAGCAGAGAUCUUCACAGACAUCUUCUUCUCCUGGUUUCCUUUCUACUACGAGAUCAAGAUGGCCUUUGUACUGUGGCUGCUCUCACCCUAUACCAGGGGGGCCAGCCUGCUUUACCGCAAGUUUGUCCACCCAUCCCUGUCCCGCCAUGAGAAGGAGAUCGACACAUACAUUGUGCAGGCCAAGGAGCGCAGCUACGAGACAGUGCUGAGCUUUGGGAAGCGGGGCCUCAACAUUGCCGCCUCGGCCGCUGUGCAGGCUGCCACCAAGAGUCAGGGUGCUCUGGCUGGCAGGCUGCGGAGCUUCUCCAUGCAGGACCUGCGCUCCAUCCCCGACACCCCUGCCCCCACCUACCAGGACCCCCUCUACCUGGAGGACCAGGUCCCCCACCGGAGGCCACCCAUCGGGUACCGGGCAGGGGGCCUGCAGGACAGUGACACAGAGGAUGAGUGCUGGUCAGAUACAGAGGCAACCCCCCAGCCACCAGCCCGGCCCCGAGAAAAGCCUCUGAGUCGCAGCCAGAGCCUGCGAGUGGUCAAGAGGAAGCCGCCAGUGCGGGAGGGCACCUCACGCUCCCUGAAGGUUCGGACGAGAAAAAAGACCAUGCCCUUGGACCUGGACAGCUAGAUGCCACAGAGUGUGGCCCAGUCUUACCUCACACUGUAAAGGGCAUGGGGGGCUUUUCGCGGGGGGACCUUUGGCUGCACAUUUG